AUAGUAUACUAUACUAUCUUAGCAGGCCCAUAGGAUUAUUCACGUCAGGGAAAAGCUCAGCUUGAUCCCUCCCAACAGAUGGCCACCCAUCCACGUCUAUGGUCUGGAUUGGGCCCGUUUUCCAGGCAGGAAGGGGGUUGGGCUGGAUGUCCUUUGGGGUCCCUUCCAGCGCUGGGAUUUAUUGGAGGGGGCGAGGAAGGAAGUGGAAAUGGGAUUGUUUUCCCGAGAACGAGGCGGCGCCGUGGAUUUAUUUAAGAGGCGACAGCAACUCCGUACCUUUGGCUCAGAAGGAAUUCUGCCGGCGACGGAAAGACAAGAGACGUCGGGAAUGGCGUGGCUCGCACUCGGGAUCCUGCUCGGGCUGAUUUGGCGCAACGGCGGUCUCCCGACGCCCAGGCUGACCAUCCACCCCGAGGCGCCGCUGGUGGAGCGCGGGGAGUCCGUCCGGCUGACCUGCUCCAUGGACUGCCCCGGCGGCAAAGUCCAGUGGGAAGGCCUGGACACCGACCUGGGCAACGUGGUCUCCAACGGCAGCCACAGCGUCCUGACCGUGGCCAAGGCCAGCGUCCACGUGGACGGAGAGAAGCGCUGCGCGGGGCAGUGCCGGAAGCGGUCCUACCAGGCCAAAGUGGACCUGCGCGUGUACGCCUUCCCGGAUACUCUGCAAGUGGAAUCCCUGACGUCCGGAGAGGCGGCCCGGCUGGUCUGCUCCAUGAGCCACGUCUACCCGCCCGGGGGGCUGACGCUGAGCUGGUUCCGGGGGUCCCGGAGGCUGGCGUCUGCCCCGGAGGAAGAGGAGGAGAUGGGGGGCUCCCCGGAGCAGCUCUUCCUCUACCGAUCCGUCCUGGAAGUCCCGACGCCGGCGGAAGGCACGUCCUACACCUGCAGGGCCACCCUGGAGGUCGGGCAGCAGGUCUUCUCCAAGGAGAAGGUGGCCAACGUCAGCCUCCGAGGUGAAGCUACACAGGGACCACCCAUCGUGACCUCCACCCUUGAGACAGUAAGGACAACCCUUGGGCUUCCUCCAGAUCCGUCCACCACCGAGAUCUCACUUGUGGCAACCACGUAUGGACUUCCUCACACCACAACCACACCUACCGUAACAUCGAAAACUGAUAGUCCUGGUUCGACGGUGUCGAGCAGACCUCUCUCUCGCAUGGUGGAGACGUGGAGUACGUCCCCAGAACCCGAGACUCGGGGUGACCCCACCACAGCCCAGGAUUCGGCGGGACCCGAGGUCACCACCAGACCUUCUCCCACGGGUGACGGUGGUCUCACCACGGUUGGAGUCCAUCUUUCCCGUGAAGCAGACCAUUGCCAGCCGAUCGUCCAGCUCAGUCCUUCUCAAGGAACCGUCGGCGCAUCUCUAACCAUCUCGUGCCACUUAGCCGGGUGUAGAGACGGUGGUGGAGUCCAGUGGGCGGAAACGCCGCUGCCGUCGUCUUACUACCGGGUAGAAGAAGCCGAGGGACGGUCCACCCUGACGGUCGAGAGGGUUGGCGCGGAACACCAAGGGGUCUAUCGCUGCGUCGCACGGACCAGCCCGAAACGGGUGGCGACGGCCCGUGUCGUCGUGUCGGACGCUCCCGUCAGUCCGGACACUCUCAUCUCCGUUGGAACGGCUGGGUCUCUCCUCGGACUGGUCGUCACCGGGUACGUGUCCCACCGCCUUUGCCGAAAGCGGGGUUUGUAGGAUUGUAGGAACGUGGUAUCGCUUUGCUGGGGUUUCGGAGUGGCAUUUCUUCACCCCGCCCUCCGGAAACCGCAAAUCCCACCGGCCGUAUCCCGCAACAAUUCACGGAAACUCGGCCCUAAUAACGGCAUUUAGCACGAUCCAACGCCACUCCGAACCCAGCGGACUGUUAUUAUUAUUAUUCGUAAAGCUCGAACCCGGGACAUACAAACGUUGUAUAUCAACAAGGCCCGUUUGGGCGGGACCAUCAACGGGGACGACGUAGGAAGUAAAUAAAAGGGUUUGACGUGAAAUCCCAGACUGGUACAACGGGUAUAACUGAUGAGCAGAUCAGAUCCGGGGAGCGGGGUGAGCUCCCACUGUUAGCCCCAGCUUCGAAAAUAAGCAAAUGUGAGUAAGCAAUAGGUACCGCUCCAAAGGCUUAAGGCCACAUGACCUUGGAGGACAGUUCGUCUACCUGUUCUACUACCAACCACGUUUCGAGUAUCGACGAAUCGAUAAUUAGUCAUGAGAAACAAGUUACGAGGUCUCCAGCUAACCAAUUUAUUGACCAAAUCGUAUACAAUUCUUUCUUAUCCAACAUAAUAAUGUAUUUCUAUGUACAGUUCAUAAAACGUAUCAAAUAUAUACGUUGUACAAUGA
This is a messenger RNA of Anolis carolinensis (green anole), 2335 nucleotides long. It is a transcript of the gene madcam1, whose product is annotated as mucosal vascular addressin cell adhesion molecule 1. Gene Ontology annotation, biological process: positive regulation of lymphocyte migration; leukocyte tethering or rolling; heterotypic cell-cell adhesion. Gene Ontology annotation, molecular function: integrin binding involved in cell-matrix adhesion. NCBI's taxonomy places the organism in Eukaryota, Metazoa, Chordata, Lepidosauria, Squamata, Anolidae. The transcript has 5 exons. Gene Ontology annotation, cellular component: membrane. Bases 209 to 1693 code for a protein of 494 amino acids. The record is from RefSeq and is a predicted model, not a curated record.